Molecule: messenger RNA, 1626 nt
Organism: Didymodactylos carnosus
Lineage: Eukaryota; Metazoa; Rotifera; Eurotatoria; Philodinida; Philodinidae
Source: the annotation of a GenBank genome assembly
AUGUCUUUUCUUACUGCUACUCUCGUCACUUUGCUAUUCGUUGUAGUUAUUGCAUAUAUAUGGCGCAUUCGAAAGGCUUAUGAUUUCUUCAUUCGACUCGGCAUUCCAGGACCAACACCAACUUUUUUCUUUGGCAAUCUUUCAGACGUCAUUAAAGCUAAAAGAAUAUCGGCUGCGAUCCAGCAAUGGACUGAGAAGUAUGGUCAUAUCUUUGGUUAUUUCGAAGGACAUACGCCUAUUCUUGUCAUAUCAGAUCCAGAUAUUCUUCAAGAUUUAUUUGUUAAAUCAUUUUCGAAGUUUCAUUCCCGUCGUGAAUCUCCUUUUGCAAGUCAACACGCAAAGGAUGCUCAUCUGUUCAAUGCCGUUGGUCUUCGCUGGAAACGACAACGGUUUGUUCUGAAUCCAACAUUUUCCUCGUUAAAAUUAAAACAAAUGUCACCAUUGAUUCAUCAAAGUAUCGAAAUGCUAAUGAAAAAAAUGGCGGAUCAGUGUGCCAGAGGUGAACCAUUUGAUAUCUAUGCAUAUUUCAAACGAUUCACAAUGGACACUAUUUGGUCAUGUGGUUUCGGUCUCGAAACUGACAUGCAAAAUAAUGUCAAUGAUCCAUAUCUCCUCAAUUCGGAAAAGAUGUUUUCACCGAACAAGUUUCGUGGGAUAAUAUUCAUUUUGGUUAUUUUGAUAACAGAAUUGACAAAAGUAUGGAGAAGUAUAUUUCAGGCAGCCAAUAUUAUUCGUUAUUGGCUUCGGCGCUAUAUUCCCGCAACAAAGCGACUCAUUGAGGAAAGUCCCAGUACAUGGAUUAUGAAACAAGCUAAUGAAAUGAUCGAAAAACGUAAAGAUAUUGGUCAUACUGGUCGAACAGAUUUAUUACAGCUGAUGCUCGAGUCUAUGUCCGAUCAAGAUUUCAUUCAAGAUGGGCUAGCACCAUGCGAGAAAAGUGAUGAUACUGAAGUCGAAGCACCACUAGUUCGAAAAAUUACUAAACAUGAGACCUCAGCGAACAUUCUCCUUUUCAUGGUUGCUGGUUAUGAGACUACAAGUACAGCUCUUAGUUAUGUGAUCUAUGUUCUUGCUACCCAUCCAGAAGAACAGCGAAAGUUGCAAGAGCACAUCGAUGCUUAUUUCGAUCCAGAAACAGAAGAUACCGUGCCAACAUAUGAAACCGUCUCCGAAAUGAACUAUUUGGAUAUGUUUAUUCGGGAGACUCUUCGCAUGUUUCCCCUUGCGCCUACGGCGAUUAGUCGUCAAAGUACCGAGGAUUUUUGCAUCAAAGGCUUUGGGACAGUACCAGCAAAUACACUGAUUAGCGUCGACAUGUACAAUUUGCAUUACAAUCCAAAUUUGUGGGGUCCCUUGGAUCCCCAAGUGUUCCAUCCCGAAAGAUUCGCCACUAAACGACAUCCGAUGGCAUGGAUUCCAUUCGGAGCUGGGCCGCGUAAUUGUAUUGGCAUGCGUUUUGCUUUGCUUGAAAUUAAAAUGUUACUUGUUCGACUGCUGAAAACAUACACAGUAAUCGAUUGUGGUGAAAAAACACGCAAACCAUUCGAACAACUGGUAGAAAUGCCUGUCAUUGCACCUAAAGAAGCCAUUAUCCAACUCGAACGCAGAGAUAAACAGCUUCAGUGA